AUGAAGAAGUAUCAUUUACUGGGACAACUACAACAGAUCCAUCUGGAAAUACCGAUGGGCUUGAAGAUAAAUAUGAAUAAUCAACGCAUUUUUCAUCUGCCAAAGCAAGGUAAAUUCAAAGCCAGAUUUUCUGGCAAGAUAAGCAUCUUGUACCAUUGUAAAAUCGUCAGCAAUCAUCAGAUGAUGUUCCAAGAUGCCCAUUUCCAUAGUUGCACUCAAGAUAAUUGCAUUCUUCUUGUUCACUGUAUGAAUCAAAAUUUAAUGCUUUUUCUAGAGUGCAUUCAUAAUUUGAGGCUUUAUAACAAUCCUCAAGAUGAGUCACAUAUAAAAAAUCUUUGCGGAUGAUUUGUUGAUAAGAAGAAAAGAGUGCUAAAGAGGUAUUUUGGCAUUGAUUAUUUGGGUAUUGAGUUAUGUUAUCAUAAUUGCAGUUCGCUACCAUGCAUUCUGGCUUGCAUGACCCAUAAUCUUCCCAUAAGCAACCUUCUGAGCAUUGGCAGUCUUUAUAAUCAUAUAAGCAGUCUUCAUUAUUGCAUUCUUGAUCGCAUAUGCCAUUUCCAAGCAUAG
Molecule: messenger RNA, 564 nt
Organism: Blepharisma stoltei
Lineage: Eukaryota; Ciliophora; Heterotrichea; Heterotrichida; Blepharismidae
Source: the annotation of a GenBank genome assembly